Messenger RNA from Dentiscutata erythropus, 2302 nucleotides. The record is from the annotation of a GenBank genome assembly. Lineage: Eukaryota; Fungi; Glomeromycota; Glomeromycetes; Diversisporales; Gigasporaceae.
AUGGAAGUGAGCCAAUUAAAAUCUGAGGAUCAUGUCCAAACUCAAGACGAAAUAGACACAGCUGAAGUAAUUAUGGAUUUUAUUGAAGCAGAUAAAGAUGCUGUUGAAAUAGAGGGUCAUAACCAACCUUUCACAGGUCUAAUUUUUAAUAACAUGCUUCAAACGCCAGAUAAACGUAUAAAGCUCGAAGAACAACAACGAUUACUUUUACAACGAAUUCAAGAUGCUGUGAUUAAUAAUGAGAGUCUUUGUGGUAGCAAUGAAUCGGCGGAUUCUGUUUAUAGCUCUUCGAUACUUUCUUUAAUUUCGGCGUAUGCUUAUGAGCAAGCCAAUGAUUCCGAAGAAACGAUAUGCACUCGCGAUUCUGAAGAAAAUAGUGAUAAUAAAACUCUACCUUCAUUACCAAAACCUAAAUUCGCAAAGCUUAUAAAUUUUAGUUCAUUAAGAGACGCAUUGAAUCGUCAGAGAAAAUCAAAAAAUGUCAAAGAGCGGAGUCAAGCGAGUUCUACGCUUGGGGAUAACAAACAAAUUUUAUUUGAAUUAAAGGUUUCCAAAUGGAAUUCAACGAAUAAAAUGUCUUUUAAUAACUAUCUUGUCUUAACGCAAGAAUGUUUAUAUCACUUUAAAAAUAAGGAUAAGGCUGUUAAAGCUUUUAAUGAGUAUAAUGAUUUGGCUGCUAAUACAACAUCAGGAAAUAUAACAAAAUUAUUGUUGAACCAGAAUACAGCCUUAGUAUUAAAUACCGUAUAUGCUAUAACCGAGUAUCUCGUACCGGAACCAUAUAUUAAAAUAUAUUUUGUCUCAUCACAAAAAAGGCAUGAUAUUAUCACAAUCACAACUUCUGAUUUUCAAAAACAUCAACACCUACUUUCUACACUACGACACGCUAUUCAAAAGUCCAAUCCAAUUGGACCACGUAUAUCAAGAAAACAAAGAACACGAAUAAUACAAGAAUUAACAUUAAUUGAAGAUUGGGUUGACGAAGACAUUGAAAAUAUGUUGGCUUAUAAAGUGUUGCUAAAAUCAUUAAAAGAUAGUGAUAGAAAACAUAUUGAAAAAAAACCUCUAUUAACAUCAUUUUUCAUACUUGGAAGGAAUAAUGUUUAUUUGGUUCCGGCUGACAUUUUUGAUGAACAUGACACGAGUUUAGAUCAAAAUGCUUUUCAAUUUCAACUACUUUUUGAAGAAAUGAAGCCUAGAAAAGUCGAUUUAAGAAAAUAUCAAUACCCUAUCAUGUGUCUUGCAAACAUUCAAUCUACUGAACAAGAUACUUUUAGAUUAACUUUUAGAAGUAAUAGUGGAAAUAUACGACGAACAAUGGAUAUCGCUUCAUUAUUUAGUGAGACAAUCAUUACAGAACUUCGAUCUGCCAUCGAUUCAAUAACAUUCUGGUGGCCAUACUCCAUAUAUACACUUGGCCCACAGACAUCAAUUCCAGCAGAGAGAGUUAAACCCCCUAAUAUUGAAGAAUUAAUAACUCAAGGAAGUGGAUUGGAAAGAAUAAUUGAAGCUCAAUGUCAUGCUUUCCGAAUAUCUAAAUCAAGAAUUUCGUUCUCAUUCGAACGUGUUCUUGACACAGAGAGUGUUGUAUUCAGACAAAGUUUUGGUAAUUUACUUUACGCAUUCACAUUACACCCACCUGUUGAAGGAUCAUAUUCUAGUGCUGAAUUAUAUGCUGUACUAAGUUCACUAAAACAUCAUCCGUUAAUAUACAAGUUAAUUUUACGGAAUGUAAACCUUUCUGAACUUCAAUCUCAAGCCGGGCCAAUUAAUCACGAAGGAACAAAUAUGCUUUCUGUAAUGUUAUAUGAUGUCCUCACAUUAAAUCCAAGGUUAAAAGUAUUAGAUUUAACAUCAUGUGGAAUUACUGGUGAAACGAUGUCAGUUAUUGGGAAUGCAUUCUCUACAGGAAAAUCUUUGUUAGAGAGAUUUAUCCUGAAUAAUAACUUCAUAUCAGAAGGUGGAUUAAAUGAUUUAGCAGCUGGAUUAGCUGUCCAUGGAUCAUUAAUAAAAGAAUUCGAUAUUUCAAAUUGUAGAUUGGUUGGCGCUGAUAUUGAAACAAUCCUAAAUGCCUUUACUGCAAGUUGUCCAGAAAGGUUGGAAUUAUUUGAUCUUUCUAACAAUACGGGCAGCUUUAAAACUGAGGUAUUAUCAAAAUUUUUGUCAAAAACAAUUAAUCUAAAAACAUUAAAGUUACGUAAUUGUAUAAAACUAUUUAGUUAUAGCGUUACAAUAAUUUCAGUAGAAGUAUUAAGAAAUAUGCAACUUACAACAAUAGAUAUUGGAGGAAUUUCUUUAAAUA